AUGACUUCAUCGAUACUAUGCAUGCUUUCAUAUUUAUUUGUACUUAUGUUAGCUGCAAAAAUUCCGGAAAAAUCGAUCAAAAAAGUUCAUAUUCCGCAAACGAAUUGUAAAUUCUCUGUACAUAACGGUGGACCGAACGGUGAAGAAAUUUCGGGUACAAAUUUGAACUCAGAACUAUACUAUAAAAUAAAAUGUGAAAAAGAAAAGGGUUACUGCCUACAUGUUGCAAAUUGUACAGUGAAAAGUGAUAGGGAAAGUAUAGAACCAUAUCGUAUCAUCAAUGAAAAUGGUUGUACUUUAGAACCAAGUUUGUUCGAGCAUGUGCAGUACGAAGAUGAUUUUACCGCUGGAAUUUACAAUCCACUUCCAAUUCGAUUCCGCGGUUCCAGCUCAUCGGUGCAAUUUUUCUGUGCCACAACAUUAGUACCAACAGCUAAUGAUGAAUGUUCUCGUAAAAUGUGCACUUGGAAUGAAUAUGAUGUAAAUCAUAAUUUCGAGAAAAAAAAAUAA
Messenger RNA from Acanthocheilonema viteae, 510 nucleotides. NCBI's taxonomy places the organism in Eukaryota, Metazoa, Nematoda, Chromadorea, Rhabditida, Onchocercidae. The record is from the annotation of a GenBank genome assembly.